Molecule: messenger RNA, 1196 nt
Organism: Cyprinodon tularosa
Lineage: Eukaryota; Metazoa; Chordata; Actinopteri; Cyprinodontiformes; Cyprinodontidae
Product: WD repeat domain phosphoinositide-interacting protein 1-like
Exons: 10
Coding region: 84-1160 (358 amino acids)
Biological process (GO): autophagy of mitochondrion; protein lipidation; nucleophagy
Cellular component (GO): phagophore assembly site membrane; cytosol; extrinsic component of membrane
Molecular function (GO): phosphatidylinositol-3,5-bisphosphate binding; phosphatidylinositol-3-phosphate binding; protein binding
Source: RefSeq, a predicted model, not a curated record
CAAACACGGCGGAUGUCUACAUCGUGGAGCGGCUGUUCUCCAGCAGUCUGGUGGUGGUGGUGAGUGCCGCCUUGCCGCAGCGGAUGAACAUCUAUCACUUUAAGAAAGGGACGGAGAUCUGUAACUACAGCUACCCCAGCAACAUCCUGGCCAUCAAGCUCAACAGACAGAGGCUGGUGGUGUUCCUGGAGGAGUCCAUUUAUGUCCACAACAUUAAAGACAUGAAACUUCUCAAGACUCUGCUCAACACUCCUUCCAACCCCUCAGGUCUUUGCGCUCUUUCCACCAAUCAGUCCAGCUCCUACCUGGCCUAUCCAGGCAGCGUCUCCUCUGGGGACAUCAUUGUACACGACACCAACACUUUGAGCACAGUGGCGAUGAUCCCGGCUCAUGACAGUCCUCUGGCAGCGCUGGCCUUCGACGCCUCAGCCACCAAACUGGCCAGCGCCUCGGAGAGGGGAACCGUGAUCCGAGUCUUUUCCCUUCCUGAGGGCGAGCGGCUCUUUGAGUUCCGCAGAGGCAUGAAGAGGUACGUCAGCAUCAGCUCCUUAUCCUUCAGCCCUGAUGGCCAAUUCCUCUGUGCUUCCAGCAACACAGAGACGGUCCACAUCUUUAAACUGGAACCACUGGGACCCAGUGCAGAGGAGGAGGCGGCUACAUGGACCGCCUACAUGGGGAAGAUGUUCUCAGCCGCCAGCAGCUACCUCCCCGGCCCGGUGUCCGGCAUGAUGAGCCAGGACCGGGCGUUCGCCACCGUCCACCUCGUCUCAUCCGGUCAGAGGAACGUCUGCACCCUGGUCACGAUCCAGAAGCUGCUGCGGCUGCUGGUGGCCACAGCUGACGGCCAACUGUUCAUCUACAACGUGAAUCCGCAGGAAGGAGGCGAGUGUCAGCUGGCCUACCAGCACAGGCUCCUUGGUGUUGAGGAGAGAGGAACGGAGUCAGAGGGAGGGCGGCCCACGCAGGAAAUGCUCUCCUCUCCGUCUUACGCUCAAACCGCUGCCUUACCCUCCCCCGCCUGUGCUCCUGCCACCCUCACAGGUUACUCUGAAGAUGGUGGGGCCAGAAAGGGAGAGGUGAUCCCUGAGCAUGAGUUUGCUGCAGGGCCUGUGUGUCUGGAUGACGAGAACGAGUUCCCUCCAGUGAGCCGAAGAUCCUGAUACCAGCUGGAUACCAGUAAGUAACAUCAGAGAUGU